Molecule: messenger RNA, 1509 nt
Organism: Aspergillus terreus NIH2624
Lineage: Eukaryota; Fungi; Ascomycota; Eurotiomycetes; Eurotiales; Aspergillaceae
Product: MCT family MFS transporter
Exons: 2
Coding region: 1-1509 (502 amino acids)
Biological process (GO): transmembrane transport
Cellular component (GO): fungal-type vacuole membrane
Molecular function (GO): transmembrane transporter activity
Source: RefSeq, a predicted model, not a curated record
AUGGCGACAAACACCGGGCCCGUUAGUAUGACAAGUUACGAGGCGCAUGGCCAAGAUGGUCUCAAAGAAAUUGAUACCCAGCAAAGUUCCCAAAUCCCCGAGACCCUCCCGAGUUCUGGUGUAGAUAAACCAGAUGCUGGACCUACCGAGACAGAAAAGUCGCACGGCCAUCCGUCUACACCGCAGGAAUUGCCCGCCAACCUCGAGGACGGCCUUUACAGACAAUCUUCGGAGGAUGAUCACUCGGCACACAGGGUUCCCGUCAGCCGAGUGACAACUGAUGCGGACGGAAACACGUAUCCCGAAGGCGGCUGGGAGGCGUGGUCGGUCGUCUUGGGGAGUUUCAUGGGUCUUUUUGGCUCUCUGGGUCUGGUCAAUACCAUCGGAACUUUCCAAGCAUACCUGGAAGACCAUCAACUGAAAAGUUACGGUUCAGGUCCUACCGGAUGGAUAUUUGGCAUGUAUGCAUUUCUGACAUUUUUCUGCGGUAUCCAAAUCGGCCCCAUAUUUGACGCCCGAGGGCCGCGCUUCCUUGUACUUGCCGGAUCGAUCUUAAUCAUCGUGAUGAUGGUCGCACUGGGUUUUUGUACUCAGUACUGGCAUUUCAUGCUCGUAAUCGGUGUGGUCGGAGGUCUAGGGACUUCUCUCAUGUUCACGCCUGCGAUCUCCGCAAUUGGCCAUUUCUUCAACGAGAAACGCGGCAUUGCAACCGGUAUUGCUGCAACGGGGGGCUCCGUCGGAGGUGUUGCGUUCCCCCUGAUCUUGGAGAAGCUGUUUCCCAAGAUCGGAUUUGCCUGGGCAACACGAGCAAUCGGUCUCAUCUGCUUGGUCUCCUUGAUCACCGGCUGCUUGUUAAUCAAGUCUCGGCUGCCCAAAAAACCGUUUUCCAAGGAGAAUAUCAUGCCCGAUUUUCGUAUCUUCCGCGACCCCAAGUUCACCCUCACGACUUUGGGAAUAUUUUUCAUCGAAUGGGGCCUGUUUAUCCCAAUCACCUAUAUCUCGUCGUACUCACUGGCCCACGGUGUUUCCGAACAACUGUCCUACCAGAUGUUAGCCAUUCUCAACGCCGGUUCUUUCUUCGGGAGAGGAAUUCCUGGGUUUGUUGCCGAUUACCUGGGCCGCUUCAAUACGCUCAUUGCAACCGUUGCUCUAUGUCUUGUCUGCAAUGCAUGUCUCUGGCUUCCAGCCGGCGAUAGCGUACCUGUGAUCAUCGUGUACAGCGCCAUAUUCGGCUUUGCCAGUGGCAGCAAUAUUAGCCUUACGCCUGUCUGCAUUUCACAGCUCUGCAAGAUCGAAAAUUACGGAAGGUAUUAUGCUACAGCAUAUACGGUUGUAAGUUUCGGCACUCUUACCGGUGUUCCCAUCGCCGGCGAAAUUCUGUCCCGCUGCAAUGGAGAGUAUUGGGGCCUGAUUGUCUUCACAACUUGCUGCUACGCCGUCGGACUAGCUUGUGUCACGGCAGUCAAAUUGAUCCAUGUAGGCUGGCGCAGACCCUGGGCACUCUACUAA